UCAGCUACUUAGGUGUGUUUUCGUUUUUAAUUUGCUUCGCAGCGCCCAUAUUGCAGCGGCAGCAGUUGUUUCCAGCUCGGGCGCACUGCAUCUCAACGCCUGACUCUUAUCAGGCACCCAGGGUAGCUCCAAAUCGCCGUGGGCUCUCCAGGCGCCUGGUUAGUCGUUACUCAUCGUUCGAGGCGGUUACAACUAAGACAGAUAGAUUAGCCAAGCAAAAUGCUGGACGCGGAGGUGCGAGAACUUAUGCAACCCUUUGUGCUGAGUGAUUACCAGGUGCAGGAAGUGUACAGUCGCUUUUGCUUGGAAGUGGCCCGUGGACUCAAGCGGUCCACGCAUCCACAGGCCAAUGUCAAGUGUUUUCCCACGUACGUGCAGGAUCUGCCCACGGGCGACGAGAUGGGCAAGUAUCUGGCCCUGGAUCUCGGAGGAACCAACUUCCGGGUGCUGCUCGUCUCGCUGAAAGGUCACCAUGACGCCACGGUGGAUUCUCAGAUCUAUGCCGUGCCAAAGGACCUGAUGGUGGGGCCCGGUGUGGACCUAUUCGAUCACAUUGCGGGCUGCCUGGCCAAAUUUGUGGAGAAACACGACAUGAAGACCGCAUAUCUGCCACUGGGCUUCACUUUUUCCUUUCCUUGCGUGCAGCAAGGCCUUAAGGAGGGCAUCCUGGUACGCUGGACUAAGGGAUUCGAUUGUGCUGGUGUUGAGGGCGAGGAUGUGGGCCGCAUGCUGCACGAGGCCAUUCAGCGGCGCGGAGAUGCCGACAUUGCCGUGGUGGCUAUACUCAACGAUACCACUGGCACCUUGAUGUCCUGCGCCCAUCGUAACGCGGAUUGCCGGGUGGGUGUCAUUGUGGGCACUGGCUGCAAUGCCUGCUACGUUGAGGAUGUUGAGAAUGUGGACCUCUUGCGCGCAGACUUUAAAAAAACGAAGCGGAGUGUUAUUGUAAAUGCUGAGUGGGGCGCUUUUGGUGAGGGUGGUCAGUUGGACUUUGUGCGCACCGAAUACGAUCGCGAAAUCGACGAAAAGUCUCUCAACCGAUCGGAGCAGCUGUUCGAAAAGAUGACGGCGGGCAUGUACUUGGGCAACCUGGUGCGCCUUGUCCUACUUCGUGCCCUCGAGCGCAAGCUGAUCUUUAAACAGAGCAGUCGACGUCCAGAAUUCGCCAGCGUGCUGCAGAGAAACGAAGAGGUUUUCGAGACGCGCUACAUAUCGGAAAUCGAGGACGACUCCUUUCCGGAGUUUGCCAGCACAAGGAAGAUUGUGAAAAAUCUGUUUGGAUUGGAGAAGGCCUCCGUGGAGGACUGCCAGACUCUGAGAUACAUCUGCGAGUGCGUAGCUAAGCGAGCGGCCACAUUAGUAGCCAUCGGAGUGAGUGGACUGGUGAACAGGACCUCCAACCGCCGCGUGAUAGUCGGCAUGGAUGGCUCCGUCUACAGAUACCAUCCAAAGUUCGAUGCCUACAUGAGGCAGACACUCCAAAAGCUGGUGAAAGCAGACAAGGAGUGGGACAUCAUGCUAUCUGAGGACGGAUCCGGACGUGGAGCUGCGCUGGUGGCCGCGGUGGCCAGUAAAACAAAGUAGGAACUCACUGCUAUUGUAGUAAUUGUAAUAAAACAAAUCUUAACUCACAA
Molecule: messenger RNA, 1634 nt
Organism: Drosophila simulans
Lineage: Eukaryota; Metazoa; Arthropoda; Insecta; Diptera; Drosophilidae
Product: hexokinase type 2
Exons: 1
Coding region: 220-1584 (454 amino acids)
Biological process (GO): glucose 6-phosphate metabolic process; glycolytic process; intracellular glucose homeostasis
Cellular component (GO): cytosol; mitochondrion
Molecular function (GO): D-glucose binding; glucokinase activity; ATP binding
Source: RefSeq, a predicted model, not a curated record